This is a messenger RNA of Brassica napus (rape), 2810 nucleotides long. Its product is annotated as protein POLYCHOME-like. The record is from RefSeq and is a predicted model, not a curated record. Gene Ontology annotation, cellular component: nucleus. The transcript is spliced from 3 exons. NCBI's taxonomy places the organism in Eukaryota, Viridiplantae, Streptophyta, Magnoliopsida, Brassicales, Brassicaceae. The coding region runs from base 1164 to 1760 and encodes 198 amino acids. Gene Ontology annotation, biological process: negative regulation of ubiquitin protein ligase activity; regulation of nuclear division.
GAUAUAAAUAGUUAUAAACUACAUGAGUAAGAAGUCUUAUUUAAUAAGUGUUAUUAUUAAUAUAUAUAUAUACAUCAUUUAAUUAAACUACAUAUCAUAUAAAAUACAAAUUAUAAAUUGAUAUAUGCAUUGAACAAAUAUUGAGAACUUAACUAAUAUUUUAAUUUUGCAUUCAAUUAAAAAUAUUUAUAAAUUACUAAAACUAUUAGACAUCUCAAAUUAAAAAGUUAUUAAUGGUUUAAAUUUUUGCUAUAAGAUGACAAGAAUCAUAAAACCAUAUGAUUAAAACCUUUGUUUAAUGAACAACUUUACUAAAAAUAUAUUUCAUAUCUAUGUUAAUAUCAUUUAAAUUUAAUUAUAUUAUAUAAAAUGGAUAAAAUUGAUUUUUUAUUUAUUUACCAUAAAAUUAUCGUUAAUAAACAAUAGUCAUUGUUUGAUUUAUAUGCGCAAGCCAAUUUAAUUAUAUAUGUAAUAUUACCGAUUUUUCAAUAUUUCAAUAUAUAUUUAUUAUUUUAUUAUUUUAUAAUAUUUAAAAAACAUAAAAUAAAUAAUAAUAUAUAAAUUAUUAUUUAUAUAUAAAAUGUUUAUCCCGCGCAUUAUGCAGAUCUUAGCCUAGUUUACAUUAUUAGCAAAAACAAAAAAAAACAAAAUAACAAAAAACAAACAAGUGAAAAGGGCUGUCUUCAAGGAUGCCUUCUGCGGAGGUGUACUUAGGCGCUAGCCGUGUUCCCUCCGGAGUGUCCGGAUUACCUAGAUUAUCAAAAAAAAAAAAAAAAAACAAAACAGUUUCAAAAAUCAUUACUCGUUUUUGAAAGGUAAUAGUAAUUUGAAGAAAAAAUAUACCCGUUAGGGACAGCUUGUUUUCAAAUGUAUUUAAACCAAACCAGAGGAGAGCCUCGCGUGUGUGUCUCUAAAGUCUCAACGUCUCUCUCUCACAUAACACCAAGCGAUUAGAGUAAACAUAUAUCAAAGGUAAAAAUCUCGAUGAACCACCGAUUGCUCUUUUACUAGGAUCAUAGGAUCGUAGAGAACUAGGUUCGAUGAGUUUAUGGAAAGCUAGGAAUGAAAUUAGGGUUUAGUUCGAAUCGGUUUAUUUUUUUUGGUUAGACCCAAAAAGAUCAAUUGAUUCUAACCGUCUAGUUAACCAAUUUGCAGAAGCGGAGAUGGCGGAAGGGCGCGAUAGACUCGAACGACAAAUUGAUUUUGCAUCAUUGUUUCUCAACAGACAGCGCGGAAGGAUCUUCGUUGACGAUGAAACUACAUGGACUGUGCAAGCAAGAGGUGGUAUUUGGCGGCGUGGAAGGCCUCGUCCUCGUACUCGUACUCGUCCUCGUGCUUCACCUUCAAGGAGGGCCCUCGCUGAUAUCACUGAUGUGAAUAGGGUGGGUACUGAGAGAAGGAGAGCAGUGGUUGGCCCAAGGCCCCUCCUUGAUACUGCUGUUGUUAGGGCGGGUACUGAGAGAAGGAGAGCAGUUGACCGUGUACCACUGGCUCAGCUCGAGCUCAGGUAUUCUGUGGCCAGUGCUGUUGCAUCCGCUGGAGUCAACCACCCCUCUUCCAUCGCUUGGGUUCAGCAGAAGUUGCUCUCACUCAAAGAGGAAUUAUCUGAUGGAGAGGAGGCCCUCACUCCAGAGCUCCUCAACUAUAUAGAUCAAGUGGGGAUUUAUCUGACGGAAGAGCUUGAGAAGCUGAAAAGCACACCAAGUGCGCAGAGAGCUGAGAGGGAGAGGAGGAUUCGAACAUUGAUGUCCAUGAGGUGACCGUUUGGGAACUCUUCACACUCUGAAAAGUAGGGAUCAUAGGCGUAAAAAAAAGUUGACGAUGAUACAAAGAGGGACGAGUGGAUAUCAUAUCACGGAGAGUACAUACUCCACGUUAUUACCAAUGUUUGUGUUUUAGGCUUGAGAGUUAAGAUUACAUUUGCUUACUUUCUUUUUUCACUAUUUGUGAAAUUUGAAGAUUCUUUUGAUACUAGUUGUUUUCUUUUGUACCUUUGGCAUGGCCUGUGUAGUAGCGCUAUUGAUUAGAAAAUUAUUUGACAACCCAUCAGUUUCACUUCCUCUAAUCUCUUCUUCUUUGAACCGCUUCCUAAUUCACAUUCCAAAACCGAAUUUGACCAAAGUAGUUUUAAUUGUUGUUGUUUCCCAGCAACAUUUUGCUCUUAGCCUACUCAUUCUGUUCCACUAUGCUUGUUUUUAGCUUCCAAGAUUUUCUCAACGUGAUUGGAAUUGUUUCACAGACCGUGAUCAAGUAUAGCCUACAAAAAAAACAACACUAAUUAAUUAUCCAACAGUGCCAUACGUGAGGAAAAGGGAAGUGUCUUUGCUACUUUUCUAACGUCUUUGGUUCCAAUUCACCUGAAACUAUUCAAACCAACAAGAUAUACUACUGCAUAUUCAGAAUACAAGAACAAAGACCAUUUUCAAGCUUUUGUGUGCAAAUUGUAAAUGCAUCACAUCAAACAAACUGAAAAGUACAACAUAGCAGAGUACCGCAAAGAUACUUCAAACGAAAGAACUGAGAUUGAAGGAGCCAAUCAUGUUUGCGAGAGGCGAGAGCAGAACUCAUAUCCAGCUCAAGCUGAAACCUUUGAAGUUUAAGCUGUUGCCUCAAAGCACUUGCUCUGUUGUUGCAGCAGGUUGCUGCGUCUGCUCUGUCUCCAAACCCUGACCAGGAACAGAUUCAGCGCUCACUGCCCUUCCUUCAUCACUUGUUGUCCCACACUUCUCAACACCAGAAGAAGCAGCCACUGGUUUGGGCUUAUUCACAGCACAUGAAGCAUGAACAUGAUAGUUACAAGCAUAACAGUU